Molecule: messenger RNA, 761 nt
Organism: Drosophila montana
Lineage: Eukaryota; Metazoa; Arthropoda; Insecta; Diptera; Drosophilidae
Product: protein ref(2)P-like
Exons: 2
Coding region: 58-678 (206 amino acids)
Biological process (GO): mitophagy; endosome organization; aggrephagy
Cellular component (GO): aggresome; amphisome
Molecular function (GO): protein kinase C binding; zinc ion binding; K63-linked polyubiquitin modification-dependent protein binding
Source: RefSeq, a predicted model, not a curated record
GACAAAAAUACAUUUUUCAACUCACAAAUAAAAUAUUAAAAAAAAAAAGCUUUCAAUAUGGCUGACGGAUUGCUAAAAAUCACCUACCACUAUGCAUCUGCUGGUGCAUUCAAGAAGCUGAAUGCAUUUUUGCAAAUGCCAUCAAAUAAUUUGGAUGAUUUGCGUCGUGACAUUGAGAGGUACCUGUUCCAGGAGCGCGAACUGCCUGCUUGCAAUUUCAGGACAUAUUGGAUUGAUUCGGAUUCUGAUGAAAUUGAGGUCAUCAAUCAAAAUGACUAUGGAAUUUUCUUGGCCAAAUGCGAGAAGAAUAUGCAUUUGCAUAUGGCUGCCUGUGGCAUCUAUGAUGAUCCCACAAAUUUCAUUAUUCAUAAGGGAAUAGAGUGCGAUUCGUGCAAGGUCGUCCCACUGGUCGGUUUUCGCUACAAGUGCGGUCAGUGUCCCAACUAUGACCUGUGCCAGGCCUGCGAGUCAGCACACAAGCACCCGGAUCACUUUAUGGUGCGCAUACCCACUAUCGAACGACUAAAAAUUAUUGAUGCCUGGAUAGCAACAGAGCCUGGCUCAAGCUGUCGUCUCCGUGAUGAAUCUUCAAUUGAACCGGAAACAACUAAUAAGGAAGAAGAACCCGUUUCCGCACUUGUCGCUAAUUUGCACAUUGAUAAGGAUGCAGACGCAUGAUAGCCAUUCUGACCGUUAACUGGCUGUAAUAAAACCCUUUAACCCAACAUUUUUACAAUCUCAAUAAAUUCAUAAAAAGAUCA